Molecule: messenger RNA, 4547 nt
Organism: Pomacea canaliculata
Lineage: Eukaryota; Metazoa; Mollusca; Gastropoda; Architaenioglossa; Ampullariidae
Product: probable phospholipid-transporting ATPase IIB
Biological process (GO): retrograde vesicle-mediated transport, Golgi to endoplasmic reticulum; endocytosis; phospholipid translocation
Cellular component (GO): endosome; trans-Golgi network; plasma membrane
Molecular function (GO): ATP binding; magnesium ion binding; ATP hydrolysis activity
Source: RefSeq, a predicted model, not a curated record
UGAAUCAGACAGACGAAAUGUUUUCGUCCACACAUGCCUUACACUAAACGUUUUAAAGCACCACGCCAGAGUCUGCGGGUAACACGGAGAUCAAGUUCAACAUGGGGAUAUCAAGACGUCUGCAUGUUAAGGUUAAUGCAGAUGAGAGUGGACCUUUUGCAGCUAGUACUGAUGAUGAUGAUUCUGAAGAAGAGUGUCUGGACUCAAUUCCACUGAUGUGUGGCGACAGUUUUGAAAUGGACGAGAGUGACCGCUUGGUCAAAGAACGCAGGCGCAGGCGGUCUCGUAUCAAUUCUAUUGGAUAUUUUUUGUCCGAAGGAUGGUUCAAUUUAUGUGCAAGCUGCUUGAGCAAACUCUGUGCAAAAUGUCGGCAGCCGAGGGAGCUCAAACCUCGCACAGUCUAUAUUGGACUUGCAACAGGUCCUUCAGAAAGAUACCCACAGAAUGUCAUACGGAACCAGAAAUACAGUAUUAUCACCUUUAUACCAAAGGUUCUUUUUGAGCAGUUCCGGAUUUUUCUCAAUCUGUAUUUCCUUAUCAUGGCGCUGUCCCAGCUAAUUCCUGCAGUGCGCAUAGGCUAUAUCUACACCUAUUGGGCUCCUUUGGGCUUUGUGCUUUUUGUCACAAUGUGUCGAGAAGCAAUUGAUGAUUGGCGGCGAUAUCGUCGAGACAAAGAAGCUAACUCCCAAAAGUACCGCAAGCUUACACGAGAUGGGUUUGCUAAUGUGCCCAGUUCUGACAUCCAAGUUGGAGAUCUCAUUGUUGUUGAUAAGAACCAACGAGUACCAGCUGACAUGGUUUUCUUGAGAACAACAGAACAGGAUGGUGCAUGUUUCAUCCGCACAGACCAGAUGGAUGGUGAGACAGAUUGGAAACUUCGCCUAGCUGUGCAGACAACCCAGUCUCUUCCUAGCAAUGUUGACAUUUUAGACAUCACUGCAAGUGUUUAUGCAGAAAAACCACAGAAGGACAUCCACAGUUUUGUUGGGACAUUUACAAGAAGUGAUGGCAGGACUGCUGAGGAUUCUCUGUCAGUUGAAAACACACUUUGGGCCAACACAGUAGUGGCUUCUGGCACAGCUCUUGGUGUUGUCAUUUACACUGGAAGAGAAACGCGCAGUGUAAUGAACACUUCUCAGCCCAGCAGUAAGCUUGGACUUGUAGACCUAGAGAUCAACACACUGACAAAGUUGCUCUUCCUUGCUGUCAUGAUUCUGUCCCUUCUUAUGAUGAUUUUAAAGGGCUUUGGUGGGCCUUGGUAUAGGUACCUCUUCAGAUUCAUUCUUCUUUUCUCGUACAUUAUUCCUAUCAGUCUGCGUGUCAACCUAGACAUGGGCAAGGCAUGGUAUUCUUGGGUGAUACAGCGUGACAAAGCCAUGCCUGGGACUGCUGUGCGCAGCACCACUAUUCCAGAGGAACUAGGUCGUAUUACUUACCUCAUGUCGGAUAAAACAGGCACUCUUACACAGAAUGAAAUGAUUUUCAAGAAACUUCCUGGAACCGUGGCUUUUUCUUCGGAUACAGCUGAUGAGGUGGCCUCUCACUUGAAAACAGCCUACACACAGAUACAGCAGCAGUCCUCAGCAGGGUCUGCCACACCUACACGUACAUCAGGACCAGCGCGCACUGUGGUGACACGUGUCUUUGAAGCUGUGCCUAUUGCUCUGUGCCACAAUGUCACACCUGUGUAUGAGCAGGGUGCCACACAGAACAGCGAAGCAGCCAUGGCACCAGAGGCAGACCAGCACAUCCAUCAGACAGUCUCGUACCAGGCCUCCAGUCCUGAUGAGGUGGCACUUGUGUCAUGGACAGAAAGUGUCGGCUUGACGCUGAUCCGGCGGGACCUGACCAGCAUGCAGCUGCGCACUCCUACGGGCAUGCCAGUUAGCUACAACAUUCUGCACAUCUUUCCCUUUACCUCAGAAUCCAAACGAAUGGGCAUCAUUGUCAAGGAGGAGGAAAGUGGAGAAAUUAUUUUUUAUUUGAAAGGAGCAGACACUGUGAUGCAGUCUAUUGUCCAAUACAAUGAUUGGCUGGAGGAAGAGUGUGGCAACAUGGCCAGAGAAGGCUUUCGCACUGUUGUGGCGAAGAAAGUGCUGUCAGAUGAGCAGUAUCAGGAUUUUGAGUCAAGGUACCAGACAGCAAAACUUAGUUUGCAAGAAAGGAGUGCGCGGGUUCAGGGUGUGGUGGAGUCACUGGAGCGCGACAUGGAGCUGUUGUGUUUAACUGGUGUGGAGGACAGACUGCAGGAUGGCGUACGGCCAACACUAGAGACAUUGCGUAAUGCAGGCAUCAAGGUAUGGAUGCUGACAGGAGACAAGCUAGAGACAGCUGUGUGUAUUGCCAAAAGCUCCAAGCUGGUCUCACGCACACAGGACAUCCAUAUUUUGAAUCGUGUCACUGACAGAGGGCAGGCCCAUUUGGAAUUAAAUGCACUGAGACGCAAGAAUGAUGCAGCAUUGGUGAUAUCAGGGGAUUCGCUACAGGUAUGUCUGAAAUACUAUGAACAUGAGUUUGUGGAGCUGGCCUGCCACUGCCCAGCGGUUGUGGUCUGUCGUUGUUCUCCGACACAGAAGGCUGACAUUGUCAAACUUCUUAAAAUCCACACAGGGAAGCGAACCUGUGCAAUAGGCGAUGGUGGCAAUGAUGUGAGCAUGAUCCAGGCUGCUGAUGCAGGCGUUGGUAUUGUAGGCAAGGAGGGGAAACAAGCUUCUCUGGCUGCAGAUUUCUCCAUCACACAGUUCAGCCACAUUGGACGUCUGCUGCUGGUUCAUGGCAGAAACAGCUACAAGAGGUCUGCUGCCUUGAGUCAGUUUGUCAUCCAUCGUGGCCUUAUCAUCACUACCAUGCAGGUAGUUUUUUGUUCUGUCUUCUACUUUGCUUCCAUCAAUAUCUUUCCGGGCUUCCUUGUGGUGGGCUACGCCACAGUGUACAUGUUUCCGGUGUUCUCCCUGGUGCUGGACAAGGAUGUGUCUGCAGACAUUGCCAUGACUUAUCCAGAACUAUACAAGGACCUCACAAAGGGUCGCUCCCUGUCUUUUAAAACUUUCUUCAUCUGGGUUCUCAUCAGCAUAUACCAAGGUGGUAUCAUUAUGUAUGGAGCACUCCUGCUGUUUGAGGAGGAGUUUAUCCAUGUAGUGUCCAUCACAUUCACGGCGCUGAUAUUGACCGAACUGCUGAUGGUGGGGCUGACUGUGCGCACCUGGCACUGGUUGAUGGUCUUCUCCAUGCUCCUCUCAUUGUCCAUCUACAUUGUUUCACUUGCAUUUUUUAAGGACUACUUUGAUUCAGCAUUUCUACAGACAUGGGAUUUCUACUGGAAGGUGCUGGUUAUAACAUCCAUCAGCUGCAUCCCACUGUACAUUCUGAAGUAUCUUCGCAAGAAGUUUUCUCCUCCAGUGUACUCUAAACUCACACCAUGAGACAGCAGUCUUCCAGUGGCUGUUAAGAGAACUGUCAAAUGUCUGGUGCAGCUUACAGCAGAAACAAUGCUUUAACAGUCAACCCUGCCCCCCUUUCCUUUCAGAAACUCCCCAGGUUUUGUUCCCAUGGAGGUUAUAUUUUGGGUGCUUUUUAUUUCCUUCCCACAUACCUAAAAUGUUAGAUCAUAUUUUUGCUACAUUAUGCAAGAGGCGUUUUGAGGAAGAAGAGGACACUUUUUAAUCCCAUUACUGUAAAAUUAACACGGUAAAAUAAUUGUAAUAAUAUUUAUAUUUCAUCAGUGUUGCUGUGUUAAUGUAGAUAAUACUUUCUUUGUCAAUGCAACUGUUCAUGCCAGUCCACAUUAAUGUUCAUACUUCCAGAGUGCCCUUUUGUAUAACCCUUCUGACAUUAUUUCUUGUGCAGUGUAUCUAUAGUGUUAUCCAUGUAAUUUUUAAUACCUUUACUGGUAGUGAGGAUAACUUCAUUUGUACAUUCCUUGGUUUUCGUUAUAAGAAUACAUCAGUUUCACAAAAUAACAACCAAGUUGCAGAAGUUCUGUGCAGUAUGCAGGUUUGCUGAUACUUUUGUGCUGCUCUGGUAAACCCAUAACAUUUCUAAGUUUGCAGGCACAAUUUUUGUUUCCUAUAAGUAGGGCUUUUUUUUUCCUUGUUCAAUGAAAUUGGUGCAACUGAGCAGUAGUUGUGAAAACGUUUGCUGUACAGGAAGUGCAAGAGCACACUAAAGACAUGGAAAUACAACUUCAUGAGAUGGUGCAGAGGUGGGAAUGUGGAUAGAAUUUUAGAAGCAAAUACCCAUUCAUUUCUGUGGUGACAUGCAAGACCAUCCAGCUGUGCCUCAGGAUUUUCUUACUCCUUAGGCAGCACUAAAGAGGUAUGCAGCACAAGGUUACAAUAAGCUGACAUACAGUCUCAUUGCUUGUAGGGACUAAGUUUGUGUGGUGAAGUUGCUUUCUCUUUUAGGCUUAAGAUCUGAAGAAAUCUAGAAAAAAAUGCAGAUUAUAUAUAUAAAAUGCAUCUAAAAGUAUGGGGAAAUGGGGAUGAAUAAGGAAAUUGUGAAAUCUUGAAGGACACAAUGUUUUGUGCAAUAAAAACUGCUUCCAGUGC